GAACGCUUUACGCUUUUAUUGGUUGUCGAUUUCACACAUGCGCUUUUCAUGCUCUUGUGUUUCUUAGGGUAACUGCAGAUUCUUCAUUUGUAGCCAUGUCUGAUUAUGAUUCUGAAGAUUAUUCCUCAUCCGAAGAUGAGGAUUAUGUGCCAUCUGGAGGAGAAUACAGUGAAGAUGAUGUAAAUGAUUUGGUGAAAGAAGAUGAUGGAGAGGAAGAAGAGGAAGGAGAAAGAACUCACCAAGAGUCAAAAAAGAAGAAAAAAAUGCAAAAAUGUAUUGCUGCAAGAAAGAGGAAGAAAGGUGGCCUAGUCUUAGACACAGAGGAAGGUGGCUCCGUGAAUGAGGGAGAACCACAGAACACAGAAGAGGAAAAGUUAGACGACUUUACUGAAGAGAAGAAAAAGAGGAUAGAAGAAAAUAAAAAGAAACGGGAAGAUGAUCUCUGGUCUAGUUUUCUUUCUGAUGUUGGUCAAAAACCAAAGACUCAAUCUUCUGCAUCCAGCUCUCUGCAACAGAAGUCAGAAGAGCAAAAAACAUCUGUCAAACCAUCUACACAAAAUACAGAGACAAAGAAGCAGUCAGAGCCAGCGAAAGUGACCAUCACCAAAGUGUUAGAUUUUGCUGGUGAAGAAGUCACGGUGAAAACAGAAGUGGAUUCUUCAUCCAAAGAAGCCAAGGCCUUCAUUAAGCAGCAGCAACAACAGCUGCAGCCGCCUAGUCAGACGCUUACAGGACCCAGUCUUCCAGCUGCCUCUAGGUACAUCGAGAGAAAAGCCUUUUUGGAACGAGUAGAUUACAGACAAUUUGAAUUGGAGCGUGAAAUCAGAAUUAAAAAUAUGAAACCAUCAUGAUUAUUCAGUAACACAUUAACACAUUUUGCAUUGUGACUAUUUCUUAAGGGAAAGCAAGAGGAUUCAAUCCACAAUAUGACUUGGAAAUAAGAUGGUUCAGUAGAAAAGUGUGUUGGGUUUUGUUUUGUUUUUUUAUUCUGUAAAUUUAAUAUCUGUUUCAUAAUUCAUUCCUUUCAGGCAGAGGAGUUAAGCCAGCAUAUUCUACAAAACAAAACUCUUCUUGUAAAAUCAUGAAAAAUAACAUUGCAAAACUAAUGUCAAAAAUAAAAUAAAAAUGGCAACUUUUAAGUAAUGAGAAAAUUGUUCCUAUGUCACCUCUACAAGGACGACAGCUUGUGGUAUUUAGUCAUUUAAAAUGGUUGUGUGUAUAUCUCUGUGUAAGUGAGAGAGAGAGAAUGUGCCAAGUUUUUUUUUUUCCCUCCAAAGUGAUGUUUGACAAAAUAGAUCAGCCACAUGAAAUCACAGAUACUUACCAAACUUAGAUUUUAAUGAAAGAACUGCAAUAUCCAUGUUUCUUGAUUGUGGGAGAUAUGUUUUCAAAUAUGUGAAUAAACAGUACUGUUUUAAGCA
Bombina bombina (fire-bellied toad) is the source of this 1421-nucleotide messenger RNA. It is a transcript of the gene CFDP1, whose product is annotated as craniofacial development protein 1. The record is from RefSeq and is a predicted model, not a curated record. Lineage: Eukaryota; Metazoa; Chordata; Amphibia; Anura; Bombinatoridae.